Hypoxylon trugodes is the source of this 4729-nucleotide messenger RNA. RefSeq lists its product as uncharacterized. Gene Ontology annotation, biological process: phosphorelay signal transduction system; phosphorylation. The record is from RefSeq and is a predicted model, not a curated record. NCBI's taxonomy places the organism in Eukaryota, Fungi, Ascomycota, Sordariomycetes, Xylariales, Hypoxylaceae. The transcript has 4 exons. The coding region runs from base 439 to 4635 and encodes 1398 amino acids. Gene Ontology annotation, molecular function: phosphorelay sensor kinase activity; protein binding.
AUAAUCAUAAUUGAUAAUUGGGAAUAAUUAGAGUGUGUCGUCCCUUACCUUACCAUCCCACCAAAGUACCUAAACCUUCCCCAAAGCUAAGGUAUAAGGUAAGGUAGGGUCGGGUCGGACCUCUCACGAAAUAUUAACCCGUUCCUUCGAUUUCUCGAUUCAUGGCCACCGAUUAGCAAAAACCUUAAUAUCGGGAAACUUUUCCGUUUGGAAAGGUUAGAAACACCUAACGCCUCCUUUUCCCCCCGUUUCCCGUCUCCCGUUUCUUGUUCCCUAGUUCACCAUUCCCCGUUUACUCCAUUCCUUAUCCUAUGACGGCGACAACCACUUUUAUUACUACUACCACCACCACUAUUAUCGACCCGAACGACUCCCCGUCUAUGUUAUAAGCUCCAUGGGCCUUCCUCCAUUCUUACCUUUUGCUUCGGCUUCGGCGACAUGACGCCUCUAUACGCUUUGAGCGUUCCGAGUCCCGUACCCAUGAUCCCGGAUACUUCGCCCACUCCAGAUGACACACCAGAUACCACCCCGCCGCCGAACCACCAAAGAUCCGCCGAAGAGAUUUGUAAACCCACCGAUGGCUCAAUUGAGCAACCCAGUACGCAAGAUGGCGAUCCCAUCUCCCUCCGUAAUAAUAACAACUUUGCGUUGCGAGAUACGCCGACUAUGUUACCGAUGAAGGAAAGACGAUCCGCCUCUGUCAGUCCUUUGAGACUAACGAUGCCUUACAUAUCGCCUGGCCAGCUUGCUUUUUCCGCCAUGCAAUUUUUGCCUGUCCCUCUUCUGGUACUGAACAAUUUAAAAACCGUUGUCUUGGCUAAUGAAGCUAUGGGAAAGUUAUUGGGCAUGGUUGGUGAUUCACCUCAACCAACAGAAGACCCGGCUGUGUUAGGCGAGAGUCUUCGUGGCCAGACGCUCUCACAAAUUGGCAUCGACAUGGUUCAAGAUGGUAGACCGGUCUGGGUUUCUUGGGAAUCUUUUUUCGACGAAUUAGUUCUCGAGAUGGGCGCGAAACAGGCAGGGGAUACAUCAACGUCGCAUGCGAACCAUGUCGAUGGUGGGGUUGCAUCAACGGCAGACGAAGACCAAACAACACCGGAGCCGCCUGGUGGUAUUUUGGGUAAACCAGUAACGGAUUCUGCUGUUGACGUCGUGGUGUUACCUAAGAAUUUCAAUAUCGCCGAAGUCCCGAAAUCGAAAAGAUCCGAAUACCAGACCUAUGCGAAAAUGAUUAUUACAAUAUGGGAGAUCGAAAAUUGUCAAACAUAUUUCACCUUAACAUUCACCAGUACUGGGACAUCCCCUUCGCCUGUUCCAAGUAGACGAGUCCGUGUUGCUCGACCUUCUACACUCGAGGCCGCCGACCGCAAAUCGAUCUUCAAUUCUAACCCAUCUUCACUCAGUUCGGGGCAUUCUUCAAGUUCUACAUCCUUUAACUAUAGUCCUAAUUCCAUCACGGUCUCGUCUAGCCAAUUCCCACCUACAGGACCACCAUCACGCUUACUUUCAACGAGCACGCCGUCGUUCUUACAGAAGAUGACCGUCAUCAAAGAUGCGCUUCUCGAUAAGACUGAUAUGCCAAUCUUUUCCAUGUGGAUAGACGGAAGUGCGCCAGUCAUGAAUAGAGCUGCUCGAGAUCUAUUUGUAGCAAGUACCGGCGGGGAGUAUCAAGAUGGAUUCGAUUUACUUUCUCGAUGGGAUAUUUGGAAUGGUGAUUUUACGACAAAAUACACCCCAUCUGAAUUCCCCAUCGCUGUACUUAUAAGAGAACGAAAGCCCUUUUCUUCAUGGAGGAUUGGCAUGUUCGACAAGAAAAAGAACGCUCGAAUAACAUACGACGUGUUGGGUGAAUUAAUUACGGACGAUCAUACUGGGGAAGUUAUCGCGGGGAUCAUAACGUGUCGAGAUGUUACACAUCUAGCUCAAGAAAUCACAGAUAUCAAAAUAGCAGAUGAGGAACGAUUCAAGUUAAUUUGCGACACUAUGCCACAAAUGGUCUGGACGACUAAGCCUGACGGAGUUCAUGACUUCUUUAACAGUAGAUGGUAUGACUACACAGGCUUGACACCAGAAGAAUCUAUGGGUUUAAGCUGGAAGCAUCCUUUCCACCCGGAUGACAUGCCCAUUACGUUGAAACGAUGGAAACACAGCCUAUCUACAGGGGAACCCUAUGCUACUGAGUAUCGAUGCCGAAGAAAAGAUGGCGAAUGGAGAUGGAUGUUAGGGCGUGCAUUACCGUUAAGGAAUAAGUACACUGGAGUGAUUGAAAAGUGGUUUGGAACCUGUACCGAUGUUCACGAGGCUCUUGAAGCGAAGAUGUCCGCGAAACAGACUAGAGAACAACUUCUUAGUGUUCUUACACAUGCGCAGACCACAAUAUUCUCCGUUGAUCGUGAUUUAAAAGUCACGACACUAGAAGGCGCGUUGACAUGGAACGCGGCGAAAGAUGAUACACCAGGUGUUGACACUGAUCUACAAACAUUCGUCGGUAGGAAUAUUGACGAGGUAUUCCUUAAUCUUAAUCCAAGACUCCAUUUGGGCGAGUUUGAUACGUUUCUUGAACCAGUGAGGAACAUAUUAGCGGGGAAGCAGUGGACGGAGACAGUGCACGAGCACAAGCUAGACGAUCGAUUCUACCGCACGAGAUUUUUGCCUCACAUUGAUAAGACACCGCAAGAUGGUCAGACUACGAAGUCGUUCAUCAAAGGCGCUAUCGGCGUCAUUAUGGACGUGACCGAGUUGAAAAAACGAGAACAAGAUCUCGAAGAACAAGUUAAAGAGAAGAGGCAACUCAAGGCUAAUGAGGCCGCAGCUAAAGAAGCAAGCCGCUUGAAGAGUCAAUUCUUAGCGAAUAUGUCUCACGAAAUUCGAACCCCGAUCACAGGAGUAAUAGGAAUGGCUGAACUUCUUGUGGACUCGCCUCUGAAUGACGAACAAAGGGAAUACGCCGAGAAUUUGAGUCGAUCUGCAAAUGCAUUAUUGACUGUCAUCAACGACAUCCUAGAUUUCUCUAAAGUUGAAUCCGGUCGCCUUGAUAUAGAGGAAGUUCAAUUUUCUCUCUCCGUGGUCGUACAAGACGUCUCCAAGAUGUUGAGUUUUGCGGCAUCUAGAAAGAGUUUGGAUUUUCGUUCCGACAUAUCGGCUGAUAUCGAAAACGACCUUGUAGUCCUUGGAGAUCCCGGCCGUGUCCGACAGAUCAUUACGAACCUUCUUACCAACAGCAUAAAAUUCACAAAUAUCGGCUACGUUAAAUUUUCCGUUUGGAAAGAAAAAGAAACGAAUGAUACCAUCGAGAUAAAAUUUGUUAUUGAAGACACUGGAAUUGGCAUCGAAGAGGAUGUUCUAAAGCGACUCUUCCAACCAUUUAGCCAAGGAGAUGCUUCUACAGCCAGGAAAUUUGGAGGAACAGGGCUAGGUUUGACGAUAUCGAAAAAUCUGGUCGAUUUGAUGCGCGGAAGAAUUACACUGGAGUCAACGAUCAACCAUGGCACAACUGCGACUUUCUGGAUACCGUUCAACAAGCCACAGAACCCACAGAGGGAGGCGCUCGUCGAUAUCGGUCGCUUACCCGAUCGAUUACAAUCCGAAAUGAGUGUUUCGUGUAACAGUUCGGAACAUGAGCAUUUCUUAGGAACACCUCCCGCGGAGUUAAACUCUGGCUCGAUGGAGAAGUCAAGACGGCCUCGACCAAGAAGACCCGCCAAUUUGAUGGCACCAUUCACUUUUGAGACUGACGACCUUCCACGAUCAGAACGUGCCAAGGUUCAAGUUCUCGUCGUUGAGGAUAAUGCGGUCAAUCAACAAAUCGCGACUAAAACCAUUAAAAAGCUUGGAUUUAAUGUCUGCGCCGCUUGGAACGGGAAAGAAGCACUUGAGCACCUCGAGGCGUGCAGAUUAGGCAAGUAUGCGAAACCGGACAUAAUUCUUAUGGACGUACAGAUGCCCGUGAUUGAUGGGUACAAAUGUACGCACAUAUUACGACAUCACGUACCUUAUAAAUCCUAUACCAACGAUGUGCCAAUCGUGGCGAUGACAGCUUCAGCUAUCCAAGGAGAUAGGGAAAAGUGUACUAAGGCAGGCAUGGAUGAUUACCUUUCCAAACCUGUGAAGAGUAACACUCUCGAAAGAAUGUUGGUAAGGUGGAGCAAAUCCCGUCGUAAGGCGGAUUCAAUAUCUUCGUCCUCUGCAAACCAUUCCAUUUCAGACUGUUCUGAGUCUGUAGGCCAGUGUGUUAGUGCAGACAUACCUACACCAGCCACGUAUGGCUUCACUACCAACAAUAACCCCAAGACUCCGGAGGAACGUUCGACUCGCGACGAUCCGGAUUGUUUAGGGGAAGAUGACCGCACGAAUUUACUUACACCUAGGCCAAUAUCGACAAGGAAAGGCUCGCACGAGAUGAAUCCAUUUCCUUUCGGUAUGUCACAAUCAGCUAGCCAUCUCUCUAGCGAUGAACUUGCUAUGCAGCUGAGAGAUGAUAAGCUCAUCGAUGCAGCUGAAAAUAGCAAUAACAUGAACAACACUAAGCCACCAAUAUCGCAUACUUUUUCCGAAGGCGACUCUUUGACAGAGGAGAACGUCCAGAAACUUGAUAAAGUGGGGGCAAAGGGAUCGUCGCCUGUUAGGAAUUUAUGAUUCCAAAGAUGUCUUCAUGACGAGGCGUUUGGGUGUUUUAUUUUGCUCUAUUGACGCGCUCAUAUCUAGGAUUACGGGGCAAUUGAUAUCCUCA